AUGCCGCUCGCCGCUGCCGAUGAGGACCCUGUCGCGCAAGGUCGACGCGAGUUCUCUCGAAAUGUCCGCGACGAUGAUGACGAGAGAACGAGUAACGACAUCGACGACCAGGAAAUCAUCGGCCUACCUUCAGAUUACACGAAGGAAGAGGUCAAGAUCCUCGAAAUCGAGGUGUUCGCCCGCGGUGAGCUGGCCAUGCGCACUGCUGAUUGUUUCGAUGAUCUUGCCCAUGUACGAAGCGCUGUCGAGUAUCGUGCGUCUUUCUUGUGCGAGAAGAAGACCGCCGGGAAGCAAGGGCAGAAAGCAGGUACGCGUUUCCAGACCGAACUCCAGAGGAGCGGUCACUACGCUUAUCGUCUGGCCGAACGCUACAACGACAACUUCCAACGCGUGUCGGCACUGCGCAAAAUUCUCGACCACAAACCAGACCAAGACUCAUCGGAAGGUCGUCUGCGCGCGAUCGACUUGAAGACCGAUCUGACCCUCUCCGACCUUACCUCGCGUCAACCAGGCGACACACGACGGUACUCCUCUUGGGUUUGGCGCAUUCUAACCCCCAAGAAGGACAAGCGGCAGCAGCCAUCAAGAGAAGCCAAGUCUACUGAACCACCCCCCGCUGAAGAUACUGAGCCGCAGUGGCGCGACAAUGCGGACGCCCACGCAAACUACCUGUUCACGGACUUCCGUAAUGGCGUCGCUGGCCAUGACUUCUACUCCAAAGCUUGGCAAGUGACGACGAAGGAAAGUGACUUAUCGCGGGGCAAGCGUGCAUACGCUAUGCAACAGAGUGCUGUGUACGGUCGUGGCCGCGACCGAUUUCGCAGGUGUCACGUUGAAUCACUGAAGCCGGGGGUGUCGAUCGACGAGAAGUAUCAUGACCUCGUAAGUGUUCACAUACCCUUGUUCUCAGUCUCCGACUUAUGUAUCUUUCUAGUCUCUUCGGGAUGCCCUUGCAGAGUAUGCCGACGAUCUUGA
Molecule: messenger RNA, 975 nt
Organism: Epithele typhae
Lineage: Eukaryota; Fungi; Basidiomycota; Agaricomycetes; Polyporales; Epitheliaceae
Exons: 2
Coding region: 1-975 (324 amino acids)
Source: RefSeq, a predicted model, not a curated record